AUGGAGAAAGAAGGAGGACUGCUCGAAGCUGGGGUUGUGAACCAGCCACUGCCUUCGAAGGAGGAGAUGAAGGAAGCAUUAAGGAGAAGCGCUCUGGAAAUCUUGGAUCCUAAGGAAACUGCUAACGCAGAAUCCUAUGAGGGACCCAUCAGGGUCGCUUUGGAGGAAGAGGCGGUGGAGAAACAACCUGAAGUUGCUGAAGAGAAGAAAAAGAAGAAGAAGAUCAAGGAAAAGAGAGCUGAAGAAGAUGAGGAAGCCCAUCCAAUCAAGAAGAAGGAAAGGAGGACGGAUGAGAAGAAAGAAUGUAGGCGGGAGGAGAGGCGCUUGAAGAAGGAGGAAGAGAGGAGAAAGAGGGCUGAGAUUCCAGAAUUGGAUGGAGAAUCCACCUCCGUAAGGGGGGAUAAGGGGGAGUCAGUGCAACUGAGAGAAUCAGUGCAACCCGAGGAGGAAACAAUGCAACCCGAGAAGAUGUAG
Molecule: messenger RNA, 474 nt
Organism: Benincasa hispida (wax gourd)
Lineage: Eukaryota; Viridiplantae; Streptophyta; Magnoliopsida; Cucurbitales; Cucurbitaceae
Source: RefSeq, a predicted model, not a curated record